AUGAAAAAAAGAAAAGAAAAAAGACCAAGAAAAUAAGAAAGACCCGAUUCUAAAAUCUUACAAAACCACACACACGACAACCCUAGUCCACGAAGGAAAAAGCAACGAGCCAACGUAGGAUUCCCGCGCACCACAGAAAACAGAAGCUCGCGACGUGUACAUCAUCUCCCCACCCGUUGCCCUUGACAUUCUCCCUCGACAAUAUCUAGCGCACUGAACCAUUUAUAUAUCCACGUUAUCCCUCCCUCCAGCCCUGCGCUGAUUGCUGUGGCCGCAAGACUGAAGAACGUCGACUUCUCGUCCGCUGCUAGAGAAGAUUCAAAGAUGGCAGCGGCGUCCCUAGUCGGGGACGAGAACGGUCCGCGCCGCCCCGUCCCUGCAUGUGCGCGUCCGCCGGCAAGCAAGACCGCCGCAUCGUGCGAGGAGUCUCCUCCUCCGUCUCCGAGACCGCUAGAGCGUCCACAAACGCUGUGGCUUUUGGAGCAUUAUGCUAAUAUUGGGGAGGCCAAAGCCGGCUCGGCACAGGCACAGGCACAGCCUCAGCCUCAGCCGCAGCCGCAGCCUCAGCAGGACAGCACGUGCAGCGGGCGCGAGAAGCUGAAGAGGCACCGAGAUGAGGUCGCGGGUCGAGUCCCCAUACCCGACUCGUGGGGUCAAGAGAGCUUCUUGAAGGAUUGGAUGGAUUACUCGGCGUUCGACACGUUGUUGGCGCCGAGGGGGAUCGCCUCGGCCCGUGAGGCGUUGAUGGCCGAGGGGCGGCGGCGGCGGGGGGCGGCGCCUCAGCAUCAGAGGCUGAGAAUAGAGGGCAGGUGCUGAGGUGCUGAUGAUGAGGAGAGAGAGAUCUUGUUUGUUCAUAGAAAUCUUCGCAUGGACCUCGACUGAAUCGUGCCGGCGUUAAACUUUAGUGAACUACAUAUUUUGUUUUUGUCUUUCUUCUUCCUUCUAUUGUAAUAAACGCUGUGAUUGCUGGCAAUUUGCUUUCUUGAAGAAUUUAAGGACAUGAGUUGAUGCCAAUUUCUGGGAUUUUUUUA
Eucalyptus grandis is the source of this 1031-nucleotide messenger RNA. RefSeq names its product protein BIC2. Gene Ontology annotation, biological process: blue light signaling pathway. Lineage: Eukaryota; Viridiplantae; Streptophyta; Magnoliopsida; Myrtales; Myrtaceae. The transcript has a single exon. The coding region runs from base 325 to 816 and encodes 163 amino acids. The record is from RefSeq and is a predicted model, not a curated record.